AUGGCUCCUACACUGGAACUUUACGAGAGGGCUGCCGUUGACAAGAUCCCUACCAAGUCCCUCCCCACCAAUGGCACCAGCGUCGUUGGCCUCAAGCUCGAGAGUCCAGAGAAACAUGACAGAGUCUUGAAGGUUUUUAGAGCGUUCAUCGCAGAUCUCUGCCAGCAAUUCAAUGGUGGACAUCCUGGGUCCGCUAUGGGCAUGGCAGCGAUUGGCAUCGCCCUCUACAAGUAUGUCAUGAGGUACUCUCCCAACAACUGCGAGUACUUUAACCGUGACCGCUUCGUACUGUCUAAUGGGCAUGCCUGUUUAUGGCAAUACCUCUUCAUGCACCUCGUCGGUGUCAAGAGCAUGACCCUCGAGCAGCUCAAAUCAUAUCACUCAACAAAGACUGAUUCGCUCUGCCCCGGCCAUCCUGAAAUCGAGAAUGAAGGUGUCGAAGUCACUACGGGUCCCCUCGGCCAAGGAGUCGCCAACGCCGUCGGCCUCGCCAUGGCCACCAAGAACCUGGCUGCCACAUACAACAAGCCAGGAUACGAUCUGGUGAAUAACAUGACGUGGUGCAUGAUUGGUGAUGCCUGUCUUCAGGAAGGUGUUGGUCUCGAAGCAGUGUCUCUCGCCGGUCAUUGGAGACUCAAUAACCUCUGUAUUAUUUAUGACAACAACUCAAUCACUUGUGAUGGCACAGCGGAUGUUGCCAACACCGAGGAUAUCAAUGCCAAGAUGAGAGCUACUGGGUGGAAUGUACUGGAUGUCCUUGACGGAGACUCGAAUGUUGCUGCCAUCGUCAACGCCCUCGUCGCGGCUCGAUCAAGCGACAAGCCCACCUUUAUCAACAUUCGCACAACCAUCGGUUUCGGGUCUUCCAAGGCUGGCAACGCAAAGACACACGGAGCUGCUCUCGGGGUUGACGACGUGGCCAGCAUCAAGAAGUCGUUCGACCUUGACCCGAACGAGCAUUUCCACAUACCACAAGACGUCUAUGACAUAUUCGCAGAUGUUCGCACCCGUGGCGAUGCCUACGAAGCCGAGUGGCAAGAGACUGUGCAGAGGUACAAGAAGGAAGAUCCUGUGCUGGGCACAGAGUUCGGCCUCCGUGUUGCUGGAAAGAUGCCCGACGACUGGACAAAGUGCAUCCCCGAGAAGUCAGAGCUUCCAACGGAGCCCACGGCAUCGCGAAAGUCUGCGGGCAUCGUGACCAAUAUCCUUGGAGAGAGGAUCAAGUCCUUCUUGAUCGGCACCGCAGAUCUUACUCCUUCGUGCAAUGUGGCCUUUAACAACAAGGUCGACUUCCAAUCACCCGACCUUCGAACCGCCUGUGGUCUGAACGGAAACUACAGUGGCCGCUACAUCCACUACGGCAUCCGCGAACACGCCAUGUGUGCCAUCUCCAACGGCCUUGCUGCAUUCAACAAGGGCACCUUCAUUCCCAUGACGAGCUCUUUCUUCAUGUUCUACCUCUACGCCGCCCCGGCUGUCCGAAUGGCAGCCCUCCAGGGACUCCAGCAGAUUCACAUCGCUACCCACGACAGUAUCGGCACCGGCGAGGAUGGACCAACGCAUCAGCCGAUUGCCCUUCCAGCUCUCUAUCGUGCCAUGCCGAACACUCUGUACAUCCGUCCAUGCGAUUCGGAGGAGGUGGCAGGCGCUUUUGUGGCCGCUAUCCAGGCCACUGAAACACCAACCAUCAUCUCUCUGUCUCGGCAGAACCUGACACAGUUCCCACAGCACUCCUCACGCGAGGGUGUGAGCCUGGGCGCAUACGUCUUUGUAGAGGCUGACGGCGAUGAUUUCGACGUGACCCUAAUCGGAGUUGGUUCCGAGAUGGGUCUGACGAUGCAGGCUAAGGAUCUGCUUCUCAAAGAGUACGGCAUCAAGUCAAGAGUAGUCUCUUUCCCCUGCCCCAGGCUCUUUGAGCAACAAUCACGACUGUACAAGCAAUCGGUCCUGAAGCCUCGCUCUGGAAAGCCGACCGUCGUCAUUGAAGCAUAUGCUGCGAACGGAUGGGAGCGGUAUGCCGAUGCGUCGAUAUCUAUGAGGCGAUUCGGAAAGAGUCUUCCAUCAAAGGCAGCAUACGAAUAUUUCGGAUUCAAGCCUGAUAAUGUUGCGACAAAGAUCAAGGAUCUUGUGGAGGAGGUCAAGAGAGAUGGCAUUGAGAUACUGAGGGGUGAUUUCAGGGAUCUCAAUGGAAGCUUGGGCGUUGGCUUUGAGCAUUAG
This is a messenger RNA of Fusarium falciforme, 2217 nucleotides long. Its product is annotated as Transketolase. The coding region runs from base 1 to 2217 and encodes 738 amino acids. Lineage: Eukaryota; Fungi; Ascomycota; Sordariomycetes; Hypocreales; Nectriaceae. Gene Ontology annotation, molecular function: transketolase activity. The transcript has 5 exons. Gene Ontology annotation, biological process: pentose-phosphate shunt. Gene Ontology annotation, cellular component: cytosol. The record is from RefSeq and is a predicted model, not a curated record.